Saccostrea echinata is the source of this 946-nucleotide messenger RNA. Its product is annotated as zinc finger protein 511-like. The transcript is spliced from 6 exons. Lineage: Eukaryota; Metazoa; Mollusca; Bivalvia; Ostreida; Ostreidae. The record is from RefSeq and is a predicted model, not a curated record. The coding region runs from base 80 to 841 and encodes 253 amino acids.
AAAUGUGAAAAAAUUCUGUUGUACUAUUAACAUUUUUUCUCUGUGAGAAUAGAUUUUUCUGACAUAUAAUAAAUUAAAUAUGUGUGAAAAUAAUCAAAAAUUGAAAUGGACUCAUUUAAAACGAAGACUACAACCUUCACAUCCUUUAUUUGAGGAAGGCAACAUUGUGUGUUGCUUGUUAACAAAGCAAUUUCCUUUUGAUGUGUCAACAGAGGAAGAAUUCUUUGAGCAAGAAUCCUCUGCUAUUCCAUGUGGCAUAUCAGGCUGCAGUAAAAUUCUUGACAGUGUAAAUAGCUAUGAGUUGCACUACAACAGCACACACAGAAAUGUGUGUGGUCAGUGUAAAAGGAACUUUCCCACCUCCCAUCUCCUAGACAUUCACCUCCUAGAGUGGCAUGACUCCAUGUUUGAUCUUCUGGCCUCAAAGUCACCCAUGUUUCAGUGUUUGUUGGAAUCUUGUGGUGAAAAGUUUUCUACACAAAAAGACAGAAAAAAUCAUGUGAUCAAGUGUCAUAAAUUUCCCUCCAACUUUAGAUUUGAAAGAAAGAAGAAAAUGAAUCAAGGAGAAACGAGUGAUGAAAGUAUGGAGGUACAGAUCUGUAAGCCAGACUCGCAAAGCCAGAGAGUUUUUAGCUACAAAGUGCCAUCUCAGAUUUGCUUUGGACAUGGCUCUGCCCUGGGGUUUCAGAGAGGGAGGGGGAGAGGAGGAAAGAAGGAUCACAAGAAGCACUGGCACCAGGCCAAAAGGGGAGACAAAUCUGCAGUGGACAUUGAGUCUGUGGACAUGAUGGACUUAGCUAUGGCACUAGACACACCAGAGGACAGUGCAGUGGAUAGUUAAAUGAAAUUGAAAAUUGGAAAUUUGUUGUUUAAAAAAAAACUUUAUCUAAAUUGCAUUUCCAAUGUAGAUUGCAUUUUUUGAGAAUAAAUGUUUGAUUUCUUGAAA